This is a messenger RNA of Owenia fusiformis, 1670 nucleotides long. Lineage: Eukaryota; Metazoa; Annelida; Polychaeta; Sabellida; Oweniidae. The record is from the annotation of a GenBank genome assembly.
AUUGGCUCGAAUAGGGGAGGUGCAGACGCACCAACGCGCAUGAAAUAUGUAAAAUAAAGUGUAUAAAGGAAUUAAUUAAGCAUUGAAGUCAAUAACUCACCCAAACAAUCGUGGAAUAAGUCCACAGCCCAGGAGGUAGCUGUAGUAUUUAAAGUACGAACAAACUUUUAUUCGGAAUAUUUGAUUGUUCACAUAACAGCAGUAUCAUAAAAUAAACCAAUGAAAAUCGCCAAUACAAGAUUUUCUAAAUAUUAGCCAAUCAGCAGUAUCAUUGUAUUAGUCGUCGGAAAUAUAGCCGAAAAUCUAAAAUGUUGAAAAUUGCUCGAAAUAAUCACGAAUUGCUGAGGUAUGCAGCUCGUAGUGGUUGGAUCAGUUGUGGACAAGGGCAGGUUCGCCACCGCUCUGCCAAGAUGAACACAUGUGUAUUAUUUGUCCCACAACAGGAAGCUUGGGUCAUCGAAAGAUUUGGAAAAUUCAGCAAGACAUUGAAACCAGGGUUGAAUUUCCUUAUCCCCAUUGUGGACAACAUUGCAUAUGUGCAGAGUUUGAAAGAAAUGGCUAUUGAUGUGCCCCAUCAAAGCGCUAUCACAGCAGAUAAUGUUACUUUGAACAUUGAUGGUGUUUUGUACCUGAAAGUGGUGGAACCUGAAAUGGCAAGCUAUGGUGUUGAGGAUCCAGAGUUUGCUAUAACACAACUUGCCCAAACAACUAUGAGAUCAGAGAUUGGAAAAAUAUCCCUCGAUUCAGUUUUCCGUGAAAGGGAAUCUCUCAAUAUAACUAUUGUUGAUGCCAUUAACAUAGCAGCAGAGGCUUGGGGAAUAAAAUGUCUGAGAUAUGAAAUCCGUGACAUUACUCUACCAUCAAGGGUACAAGAAGCCAUGCAGAUGCAAGUAGAAGCUGAGAGGAAGAAACGUGCAGCUGUUUUAGAAUCUGAAGGUAUCAGAGAGGCCCAGAUCAACCAGGCUGAGGGCACCAAGCGUUCAGUUGUGUUAGAAUCUGAGGCUUUCAAGAUAGAAAAAAUAAACCAAGCUGAAGGAGAAGCCACUGCAAUGAUAGCUAAGGCUAAAGCCAGGGCAGAAGCCAUACAAAGGAUUGCCGAAGCAAUAGGGGAAAAGGAUGGUCCGAAUGCAGUGUCACUGAAUGUUGCUGAACAGUACAUCGGUGCAUUUAGUAACCUGGCCAAGGAGGGAAAUACAGUACUGCUACCUACAAACACUGGGGACAUAUCAUCCAUGGUGUCUCAGGCUAUGUCUAUAUAUAACAACCUAAGUCAGGCCAACACAACUGGAGGAAAGACGACCAUUAAUGCCAUUGAUGCACAGGACACUCGAGCGUCUAUUGAAUCAGAAGAUGACACUAGUAUUAAAAGUAACAAAAACAGAUUGAAAGAUGAUUUAUAGCACAAUUUGUAAAUAUGCAGAAGCAGGUUAACGUUCUUAUGAGAGGCAGAACAGAAUACACUUCAGAUGAACAAGACAAAUUAGUAUGUGAAAGUACUGAUGUGAAGAAUAUGUAGCUGCAAAACAAACUAUCAUUAUCAGAUACAAUAAUCUCAUUAUCAAAAACAUCAUCCAAUGUAGGACCCCGUCCCGGGGAAACAUUGCCCAUUUUGUAAUAAGCGCACAUAUUAAAUCUUGCAUAAAAGGAACUUCUUGUGAUUAUGUAUCAGA